This is a messenger RNA of Rotaria sp. Silwood1, 1152 nucleotides long. Lineage: Eukaryota; Metazoa; Rotifera; Eurotatoria; Philodinida; Philodinidae. The record is from the annotation of a GenBank genome assembly.
AUGACCGAAACUAAAAUCGAAAAUACAACUUAUUCGACAAAGACUGUUGAACAUUCGACAUCACCAGUACUGAUUAAUAAUUCAUCUAUUCAUUCGGUACAAAAUACAAACAAUAUAGAAAUUAUGUCUGGCAUGCAACAUCAAAAUCAAAACUAUCAAUUACAAAUUCAUGAUAUUACUAAUAGUCCAUUGAUCAAUAGGCAAGGAAUUCUUCAAUGUUCAUCAUCCACUCAUAAUAUUGAUCAAUUAGCUAAUCAAACAAUUUUACCAUAUGUAAAUCAAUAUCCUCUCAAUCAAGAUCCAUAUCCUGAACAUAUUCAUCGUCCUACAAAUGAACAUCUCACUUAUCAUCAAGAUAUAGCUAUACGUUAUUUACAACCACCUAGUCCACCACCACCAGGUCCUAUUGUUGUACGUGAAAUUCGAGCACCUCUACCUCCUGAAGCUCCUCCAUUAGUUGUACGUCAACAUGCUAAUGUUCCUAUGACUCCACCUCCCAUGAUCAUUCGUGAAUGUCCACCAGUACCACCUCCAAUAGAACCACCUUCUGUUGUUAAUAAAUUUUUACCAGCACCUCCACCACUUCCACGAAGAGUAAUUAUCGAAAGAGAAGCACCAUUACCUCCUAAACCACAACCUGUUAUUAUUGAAAAAUGGCUUCCUUAUAAACCACCUCCUGAACGACGUAUAGUCGUUGAACCAGCUGCACCACUCAUGCCAAGACCAAUACAAAAAAAUACAAUAAUAACAUAUGAUGCUCCACAUGUUGAUAUUGUUAAAAAUGUUCGUCAUCUUGGAGUUGUUCGUGCUGAUCCACUUCUAUAUACUGCUCAAUAUGGUCCAUGUUUACAACAAAAUGAAUAUGUUCAAAAUACAAUGGCUAAAUUUGGUCUUGGAAAUAAUUAUAUGCAAAUGAUUCAAAUGCAAACAACACCAUACAUACCCUUAAUGGGUAGCAAUCAAUUAGAAGCUAAUUAUGCUCGUCGUAAUAGUCAACAAUCAAUGACUAUGAUAGAACAAAAUACAUCAAAUAUACAUCAAAUGGAACAGGAAAAUCAACAUAAUUAUAUAGAAAAUCAUGCAGGAGUGAUUUUACCUGAUCACCAUCAAUCGUCUAUGGAUAGUUUAGAUGACUCAGAUGUUUUCCUAUAG